Molecule: messenger RNA, 1016 nt
Organism: Opisthorchis viverrini
Lineage: Eukaryota; Metazoa; Platyhelminthes; Trematoda; Opisthorchiida; Opisthorchiidae
Exons: 5
Coding region: 1-864 (287 amino acids)
Cellular component (GO): nucleosome
Molecular function (GO): structural constituent of chromatin; DNA binding; protein heterodimerization activity
Source: RefSeq, a predicted model, not a curated record
AUGUGGUCCAACCAGAGUUGGCCCAAAGUGCUCUAUUUGCCUCGGCAGGAUACGGAUGGUGUUGAUACAACGAAUGAUGUAGAAACGAAGGAUGGCCACAACUACCUUCCAGACUUUCUAACCGCCUUGACGAUAUGCCAGCCAACCGAGGAUUUCAAUCCAACCCUUGCGAGUACGCCGUUACGGCCAACUUCCAGCAACGAUCCAUUUCGACAUCCCUUAGGAUUCGUUUUCGUAAGUUUCUCCAUCCUUUCCAGAAGCAUGCCAACCGAGGAUUUCAAUCCAACCCUUGCGAGUACGCCGUUACGGCCAACUUCCAGCAACGAUCCAUUUCGACAUCCCUAUCCUAGGAUUCGUGUCGUGCGCACUAAGAGUUCUGGUCCUGUGGUACAGCAGAAUGUGUCGCACAGUUCCAACGCGUCCGUCACAUCUUCCCGUGUCCGCCACAAGAAUUCCGCUACGGUCAGGCGACUGGACUCUGCUAGCAUCCAACGGCUGGAUUUGCCUCAAGUUUCCAAGUCGGGUAAAAAGCGAAAGCCUAAGCGGGGAAUGAAAGCGUUGCGGGAAAUUCGUGCGUACCAAAAGAGUACUGAUCUGCUAAUAUGCAAGCUGCCCUUCGCACGUGUGGUACGAAGUAUCGCUCUGCGCGUUCUUGGAGAAGAUGCUGGCGUGUACCGAUGGCAGGCCGUGUGUAUUUUAGCCAUUCAAGAGGCUGCUGAAGCGCUACUGGUUUCCCUAAUGGAGUCUUCAAUGAAAUGCGCUGCGCACGCCAAUCGAGUGACCUUGAUGCCCAAAGACAUCCGAUUGGCCGCCGAACUACAAAAUAUACCCACUCCCUACACUUCUGCAUCCCGACCGUUCUAGAGAUAUUCUCUGAUCCGCUUUCCCAGAUUUUGUUGUAUUUAUUCCUUACCUACCGUCUUUAUUUCAGUAAAUAAAAUGUACGGGAUUGUGUUGCGACAGAAAAGCCCCUAAGAUUGCUCUGCUUUUUGCCAUUCUCAACCCCUUGGUACUCC